This is a messenger RNA of Sycon ciliatum, 3696 nucleotides long. Its product is annotated as serine/threonine-protein kinase dst1-like. The transcript is spliced from 7 exons. Bases 256 to 3135 code for a protein of 959 amino acids. Gene Ontology annotation, molecular function: protein tyrosine kinase activity; ATP binding; protein binding. The record is from RefSeq and is a predicted model, not a curated record. NCBI's taxonomy places the organism in Eukaryota, Metazoa, Porifera, Calcarea, Leucosolenida, Sycettidae. Gene Ontology annotation, biological process: protein phosphorylation.
CGCAGAAGACAUGGAAAUCUGCGGCAUCGUAAGAUCCCAGUCUUCCCAGAACAAAAGGCUUCGCCUGCGAAGCUCCACCUACUACUGUACUGGCAGUCAGAUACCGUAUUGUAAGUAAGGCCAGCAUCGAAAACAUUUUUUUAUCAUCUACCCGCCGAGUUGGUGAGGGAAGAAGGCGUCCUUGAUUUGUUUGUUCUUUUUCUUACCACUGGAAACGGAUUGUCUGAAGCGUGAGUAUCGUAGUCAAAGUCGUUCAUGAUGAAUCGCGACGCUCAGGCGUUGCUGGAUGACCUAGGGCUAACACACCAGCAUAUCACGUUCCUAGGUGACGUUGAGGUGAGAGACGAAGACGAAAUCGGCAGAGGAUCGGAUGCAGUUGUCUACAAGGUAAACUGGCAAGGUAUCGAUAUCGCUCUCAAAGUUUUACACCCCGUGUUGGUUGAGCCAGGUGUACAGGAUAGAGAGCGUAAGCUCAGAGCGUUUGGCCAAGAGGUGUUUCGUCUUAGCAGAGUACAUCACCCGAACCUGUGUCAACUGAUAGGAUUAGCUCGGGUAAGGGGAAAUGCUGCGUUGGCCCUGGAGUUAUUGUCGGCGUCUCUAGAAGACGUUAGCAUUGGAGAUGGCAGAGAAGAUGCUCCUAAGCUCGUGUCGUAUCUCUGCGACGCUAGUGCAGGACUUCGCUAUCUGCAUUCAUUCGGAAUCAUUCACCGCGAUCUAGCGCCCAAGAAUGUGCUUGUGAAAAAUGGCACGGCCAAAGUCAGUGAUUUCGGCGGUGCUAAAUUUGUGCGCUUGACCUCAACUCGACAACAACAGCACCAAGUCCAAUCGGCAAUGGAGAUGACUCGCUGCCCAGGUACACUGCCAUUCAUGGCACCUGAGGCGUUGCGUGAGGCUCCGGAUUACGAUCGUCCCUUGGACGUGUUUUCGCUAGGUGUAAUGAUGCUGAGCGUUCUAACAGGAGUUAUGCCUGGCAUCGAGUUGAUCACUGCGCCACAUUUCGUCGUCGUGCGAGAACGUGGCCAAGAAGUUGAAGAAGUGAUACCGGAGACAACACGCAGAGCACGCUACCUAGCACGUUUGCCGGAUGAACAUCCAUUGAAGCCAUUGAUACGCCGCUGUCUCUCUAACCGUCCUGGGGACCGACCGUCAGCCGAGCAAGCGCACGAAGAGAUCAAACGUUUCUUGGCCAUGUUCAACAGUAUUUUGCCGAGUCAGCCUAGCACUGCUGGUACAGCGGUUACCAGGCAACUAGAGUCGAUUUCACAGCAGCUAAGCCAGCAAGCUACAUGCAUUGCUGACAUCACCGCACGCAGCUCUGCAGUAGAGGACCAACUCAGCACCAUAACACAGCGUCUUGUCGACACUCAGCUGGAAACCACUGCUAUCCGUGGCCAACUGCAGACUACGAACCAGCAUGUGACUGAGAUGCGUGACCGACAGGAGGUAAUGAACCAGCAAGUGACUGGGAUCCGUGGCCAACUGCAGACUACGAACCAGCAAGUGACCGGGAUGCAGGGCCAGCUGCAGACUACGAACCAACAAGUGACUGUGAUCCGUGGCCAACUGCAGACUACGAACCAGCAUAUGACUGAGAUGCGUGACCGACAGGCGACUACGAACCAGCAUGUGACUAAGAUCCGUGACCGACUGGAGACUACGAACCAGCAAGUGACUGGGAUCCGUGGCCAACUGCAGACUACGAACCAGCAUGUGUCUGAAAUGCACGACCGACAGGAGGCUAUGAACCAGCAAGUCACCAGCCUGCAAGGAGAUGUAGCAGUGGUUGCUACCGAGCAGACAGACCUACGUACAUCCAUCAGAGAGCAGUUAGCAGAGACCAACCGGGGAGUGAAUGACCAACUAUCACACCUUCGCUCUACACUGGAGAGUCUGGGAAGUGGCAGUGACUCUGGCCGAUCAGCAAUGGCCAGUGCUAGCGGAGAAUCGACUUCUGGUGCGGACACUAGAGUCACCAGGAACACUCCAGUUUCUAGUGCUCAGGGAAGUGGCGCUGACUCUGGACAGUCAGCAAUGACCAGUGCUAGCAGAGGACAGACGUCUAGUGCAGAAAGCAGAGCCACCAGGGCCACUCCAGUUUCUAGCGGUCAGGGAAGUGGCGCUGACUCUGGACGGUCAGCAAUGACCAGUGCUAGCAGAGGACAGACGUCUAGUGCAGAAAGCGGAGCCACCAGGACCACUCCAGUUUCUAGCGUUGGUGACAGUUCUAGACAGCACUCUGCUGCACCCGCCGCACAUUCUCUGAUUAUCACACCGGACAAGAUUCGGCGCAUCACAAUGGAGAGAGAGUGGAUCGAAGCAGAAUCCAAUCGUGGUGCAGAACUCAUCGUCCACAAUAACACUCUCGUUGCUGUCUGGUUGGAUGAUGAUUGCGCCAUUACAAGCAUCCAGCAGACUACAGACAUACGUCACUGGACUGACCUUCCUCUUCCACAUCAUGGUGGUUUGUUCAAACUCCCAUCCCUAGCAAGCAAUGGUCAGGUUUUGUACAUGUAUUGUCUUGACAACCAAUAUCAAGCUGUUCUACUGCAGUACAAUCAGCAUGAUAGGCAGUGGGUGGAAGUAGCAAAGGUGCCGCCGGUGCAUGGCCAGCACCAUGGCUGUGCUGUACAUGAUACUGACACUAGUGUUAGUCUUCUAGGUGGCUACAUCCGUGGAUCAGGUAUGAGCAACUGUGUUAGCUGUUACACACUGCUUGACCAGCAGUGGAAAUCCUCUGCUGUCCCCUCACAUUCACUACCUGCUCUUCCAUGUGGCUGUGCAUAUGCCUCACUUGUAGCCUGUCAUGGUUCACUGUACAUCAUUGGUGGUAACACUGGGUGUUUCCUCCAGUACACUGAUGAUGGUCAUUGGCAAAAGGCUGUAAAACCAGAUGGUGUAGACCUGAAGAACAGCCGGGCGUGUUCACUGUCUGAUGGUAGUCUAGUCAUUGCUAGCUAUGAUUCAGCCUCACAGCGUAUUAAGUGUACUGUGUACAAUGUACGUACACAUUGCGCCGAUGAGUUGCCCAGUGUACAGGAUGUAUGGUUUGGUGCAUCAUCACUAGCACUACUUAAUGGAGUAGUGGUGCUCAGUACAUCAGAUGACCACCUCUACACCCUGGAUAUGAACAUUUGAGCAGGAUAUAGGCGGCACAGAACUACUGCCUUACCAUAUUCAAAUUCUGUACUUGAUAUUUUUAAUUAACUGAUGUUUGUAUGAUGUAACUUGGUGUUUUCCUUCCAGAUCUUCUCUACUUUGCUCUGUAGCCCAUGUACUGUAUACUAUAGUAAUAUGCUAGAGUAACUCCAUCCUUACAUUACCUGUACAUAUCAAUACCUACAAUGACAAUGCACUCGCAGUAUUCGGUUUCCUUGCCUCUGAUCAUGAUCAUGCUGUUCACAAAAUUCUAUUUUACCAUUUCUCUAUUGUUUGUUAAACAGUCAUGUACCUACCUGUACAUGUAACGGACUGCAUCACCUUGUGCCUUGCUACCAUGCUACAAUGCUAUGCCUAGACUUGAUGACAUCAUUGCUUUUGAUAUCUAGGUCUGGGUCAGACUGGGUGACCUCAUUGCUUUUGAUAUCUAGGUCUGGAUGACCUCAUUCCUUUUGAUAUCAGACUAAUCUUUCUCAUGCAGUUGUGUACGCACCCUGAUAUUUUUCCUUUCAAAGUCGAUUCGGUUUCUCUCACUUUCAA